AUGAGAAAAGGUUUACAGCUGCUAUCAAUUUUAGCUCUGCUAUUUAUUUUUAACUUACAUCAAAUUAAUGGAUACGGCACUAGCUGCUAAUCAAAUGAGGAAUGCGAGUCUCUAUGGGAAUGGUGUGGAGAGACUUCUGACCAUAUGAGAUUCGUUUGCAAGCACAAAGACAUGUUCCCGAUGUUCUCGCUUGAGUUUAUUGGCUCAUUUUUCUGUAUUCUGAUAGUGAUGCUUGCUAAUUGUGGAGGACUAAGCUCAGGAGGUGUAGUUAUACCUGUGUGUCUUGCAUUUUACAAGUUCGACACUCGCUAAGCUAUUGCAAUGUCUAAUGUAUCGAUAUUAAUAUCUAUACUCAUAAGAUUUGUUAUUGAGUGGUAUUUUAUUGGCAAGAAUGCUAAUGCAAUCAACAAAAAUAAAGAUGUAGACUAUAAUAUGGCUUCAAUAAUGUCACCAUUCGUUAUAAUUUUUGCUGCUAUUGGAGUAAUUUUUGGAUAAGUAAUCCCUGAGUUAAUGAUUGGAGCCGGAUUUUUUAUCUUUCUAUUGCUAUAAUUCAUUCGAACUCUCCUAAAGGUCAUUACUCUUUACAAAUAAGAGAAUCAAAGAUUUAGAUAUUAAGAGGUUGAAUUAGCAAAAUAGUCAGUGAAUUUCGAAGAAGGAAUAAACAAAGCACUUUUCCAAUCAAUCACUAGAUAGGAUCAGUAUAUGCCAGUUGAGUCACUGAGAUAUCUCCAACCAGCAAUUUUUCAAAAUUCGCAGUAAAAGAGAAAUUCAUCUAGUGUAGUACUCGGAGAUAGUAUUGAAAUACAAUAAAGAUCUUUGGAGAACCAAAUUCUUCCAAUAAAUAUAGAGACUUAGACAGCCAAGAAAAGGAUUCAGAUUCAUAAAGACUAUUCUGAACUUAUUGGAAGUAUUAAAACUGUCGUUAUUGUGAUAAUGUUGGUUGUACUGAUGAUAGUUUCACUCCUAAGAGGUUAUCAAAAAAUAUAUAAAUGCUCUAAAGUUGACAAAAGUGUUUUGAUUCUUUCAAUGAUAUUCUCUGUCUUAGCGACACUAUUUAUGAUUAAGCUUGUGAAGAUGGAUAUUUAGAAAAAAUAGCCAAUUUAAACGAUUAUGCUUGAAGGGAUGAUUACUCCUAAAAAUCUAAUGGCUUAUUUCAUUUUGGGGAUUUCUUCAGGUUUAAUAUAAGGAGCUUUUGGAGUAAGCAUAGAACUUUUUGCUACUUAAUUUAUCUUAAUGAUGGGUAUUGAUCAAAUAACAACCAGAAAUAAUAUACUCAGAGUGACUCUUUUGUCCUCGUUCGCUGCAAGUUUUGUAGCAAUGACAGAAGGACUCUUAGACUAUGAAUAUACUUUCUUGGUUAUCAUGAUGACUCUGCUCGGUACAGUUCCAGGAGUAUAUAUUCAGAAUGCUGUUGUUUCUCAAACGUAGAGAUAAUCAUAUGUUAUGAUAAUUUACACCUUCUGUAUGAUAUUUAGUAUGAUCACAAUUCCUUCAUUUGAGAUAGAUUACUUGAUACAAACAGAAACAAGAUUAACUCAGUAUCAAUGGGAACAAAACUAUUGUUGA
Messenger RNA from Stylonychia lemnae, 1566 nucleotides. The record is from the annotation of a GenBank genome assembly. Lineage: Eukaryota; Ciliophora; Spirotrichea; Sporadotrichida; Oxytrichidae.